AUGUUCGACCUCGCCCCUGACGACUAUACAGUCGUCCCCCUCACCCUGCUGGACGCGACGCAGUCCAAUGCCAACAUUAUCGCCCGAGUCGGCGUCAUCUUCGACGCUCCCCUGUGCUUCGACAAACUCAAGGAAUCAUGGUACAAAACCCUCGCCGUCAGGCCCAUCAUGCAGGCCCGCGUCCGCCGCUCACGGGGCGCACCGUCAGGCCUCGUCUACCACGUCCUGACCCCCCAGGGCAUGGAAAAGUACCUGGAGAACCAGCGCACAGCCCCAGACCACCACAAGGACUUCUACUGCCUGGAUGAGUCGCAUCGGUCCAUCACCGACCACUGCGCGGGCUUCGGUGUCGGGCCCAGCGCCCCCAGCCAUUCAUACCCGACUUUUGUCACCGACGUCGCGGACUCGGACGAGGAGAAGCGCUGCACGGCGUUCAACGGCGUCAAGGACCUCGACGAGAUCAUCGACACCGGUCGCCCGAUCAUCACAAUCCAAGUGACGCGCUUCUGCGAUGCCACUCUUGUCACCAUCUCCGUCAGCCACAUUCUGGGCGACCUGGCCACCCUCAAGUCCCUGUACGCAGGCUGGCAAUCCACCCUGUAUGGAACACCACCACCACCCUUUGAACAGCUAGGCGAAGACCCCUUCAAGGCAUACGGACCCGGCGGAGAGCUCGCGGGCAAGGAGGUGCACUCGAAUAACCCUCCUUUACCACCAGGCUGGCGCGUCUAUGGAAUGCUCGACAAGGCCCGCUUCCUGUCGCGCUUCCUGUGGGACACCAAAAUCACACGGCCCGAGAAGACCAUAUCGCAGAAAUACCUCUUCAUCUCAGACGCCGAGAUAAACGGGCUGGUCGCACAGGCCGAGCGCGAUCUCGUCGAGCUCGAAGCAAAGCGCAAGAAGAAGGGCAUCGAAUCCAAACAGCCUCUCGCCGUCACCAAGUCCAACGUGCUGCACGCCUGGCUGCUCAAGAACAACCACACCCAUCUCGGUCCAAACGAAUGGACAACCCCUGUCACCGUCGUCAACACCCGCGCCCGUCCACCAACCGGUCUCAAGCCACAGCAUAAAGGCGGCGACUUCCCCAAGAACGACUGGUACGGCGCCGCCAUGGCGACCAGUCUCCCGCCGCUGCGGGUGGGCAAGCUCCUGGCCAUGCCGCUAGGUGAACUGGCGCUGCAUAUCAAAGACGGGAUCCGCGAGGGCUCGUCGCCCGAGAACACGCGGCGGUUUAUGGCCUUCACGCUGCAUAAUGCGCUGUGGACGAAGCCGUCGGGGAAGCUGGCGCUGUUUCUGCCCCCGAAUCACAACCUGUCGGCGCUGACGGAUUGGAGGCUGAUUAAGUUCAAUGAUAUUGAUUUCACGCCUGCGAGGCUGGAUGGCGGAAGUGAGAAGGUGGUUGUUUGUGGGUUCAAUGCGCAUAUGUUGACGGCGAACACGCAGAGGGAUAUGUGGGUUUGUAUGGGCCAGGCUGCUGGGGGGGUCUGGUUUAUCGGCAUUGCUGGCGAGAACCAGUGGAAGAAUCCAGAGGGCUUGGGCAGGUUUCCGUUUGUGCAGCGGAGGACGAGCAAGCUGUAG
This is a messenger RNA of Aspergillus puulaauensis, 1578 nucleotides long. RefSeq lists its product as uncharacterized. Lineage: Eukaryota; Fungi; Ascomycota; Eurotiomycetes; Eurotiales; Aspergillaceae. Bases 1 to 1578 code for a protein of 525 amino acids. The transcript has 3 exons. The record is from RefSeq and is a predicted model, not a curated record. Gene Ontology annotation, molecular function: acyltransferase activity, transferring groups other than amino-acyl groups.